This is a messenger RNA of Eufriesea mexicana, 9452 nucleotides long. It is a transcript of the gene atos, whose product is annotated as atos homolog atossa. The record is from RefSeq and is a predicted model, not a curated record. The coding region runs from base 353 to 4351 and encodes 1332 amino acids. The transcript has 9 exons. Lineage: Eukaryota; Metazoa; Arthropoda; Insecta; Hymenoptera; Apidae.
CAUCGAGCAGCGGUAGAAUAGUUAUUUUAUCGAGUAUACGUUGGUAAACGUGGUGGCUCGCGGAGAGCUGUCACUGGCUGGGUCAGUUGGCAACAGACCUUCGAGGUGGUCGUAAGUGCUUGUGCUGCUUGAAUCCUGCAUCCGUCAAACCUCUCUUGUGGAGUUUGCACGCAAAGGACAAUCGAAAGGGUUCUCGCGUGUACCGUGACACAGGAGCUACAACUGCGAGGGACGAAUUCGCGAGUGCGUCGAUAGUUUGGGAAAACCAUGGAGCUCGUCAGGAUCAUUUGACCCAAGGGAACGACUCCAGGCUCGGUGGAUCGUGCUACCUCGCGUGAUACUACAAAUCGGUAUGCACUGCCUAGGUGCGGUGACAGGAGGCAUUCCCAGCCCAAAUGGGGUUGGCGGUCGGGGUGGCAUUCUUAGCGUGUUCCGAGCCCUUGGAGUCCUUGUGUGCGAAGGGAGGAUUCAGGGCCCUCCACGUGGAUACAAAGAGGGCCCACAUUGCGCAGCGCCUAUGCAGACGGUGCCAAACGACCACGUGUGCGAAGAAGAUAAUUACUUGUGUGAUCGGUAUCUUGUGCUCGUUCGAGAGAUCGCGGACCGUAUUGCAAUUGGUACGUUCCUGUGCAUCGAGGUAGUGUUGUGCAGCGACUGUCCAUGCGGUUUGGCCAAAUCUGCGAACAAGAAUCCGAUCUGCACCGUGCCGUCCUUAUCAAUCUCACCAUGGCAACAAGCGUCGGAGAUGCUGCUGGAGUAUUGGUGCGUUUGCGUCGUUCCCAGCAAGAGUCCAGAGACCAUGAAUUACUACGGACUAUAUCAGGCAGUUCGUUCGCGGCUUCACUUCAGCCAGGUUGCUGCUUGGUGGUCCAGGAGCAACGGCACCGAUCCUAGCUACAUCGUGACGAGAGUAGUGCCCCAUAACGAGGAAAAUCUGAGAAAGUUCCGGGAAUCCCCUGUGGAGCAUACGUUUCCCUUGGCUGGUAACGGCGAUGGAAAUUCCAUAAAAGUCACCGUGUGGGCACUGCCGAGGAUGGAGGAGGUGCCGAUUCUCACCUGCCCAUUGCACCCGAUCAAAGAGAAAGACGACGAGGGUGUCGCAAGGGCUUUGACACCCACCAAGGCUAUCCCGGUUCCCAGUGCUGCGCAAAAUCCUGAAGGCCUCGUUUUGCCUGCUUUGGUAGACGACAGACUGCAAACGCCUUGCAACAAGCCCGGAAAACAUCACUGUCCCUGCGAGGAGGAGGACGUUGCACCACCAUCGCCAGCAAUACCGCGACAGAAUCGCGAGAGAAAGCGUCGUCGGUCGCUUCCUUGUGGACCUACAGAGGCAAACACCUGUGUGACAGUUCAAUCGAUACCUCUGCCUGCGGUACAGGAAGCUGUAACGCAAAAAUCGAAGGGCACCCAGAGUUCGAGCUACCCGAAAUGUUCCUCCGAGAUAACGAACAAUCGUGGCGUCAAGUCUGUGCAAAGCCAGAAUUGCAAGUUCGAGGAGAAUACCAUCAAGAACCGAAAGAAUCUGAAUUCCGAUAAUUUAGAACGUUGCUUCAAGGCGCAGCUGAACAUCGAGGAACGAGAAGGUAAUUUAGAGAAGCGGUACAAACGAACGAUCGAAGAUUCUGAACCGAAGGUGCUGUCGAAUUGCAAAGAAAAGCAGUGCAAUUUAGGUAAGAAGCAAAAGGAAACGGAAAUAAAAUCUGCGGAAAAAAAUGGGCUAUUUGAGAAUCUGAUACCAUUCAAUUCUUCGUUGCCAUGGGUUUUUGUUGAGUCUUGGAAUAAUAGUAGUGCAAAUGGAAAGUGUGCUUUUCAGAGCCUUCGCGGAAACAAAGAUGGUUAUUUCAACGACUCUGAGAGAACCUGCAAACCGCCGGUCAGCAAGGAUUCGAGUCUUGUGAUCAAUCCCUUUAGACAACCCAGUCCUUUCCACGAAUCAAAUCCAGGUCCUUCGACGAAUAAUCGGUUGAAGCAGGAUUCUUCAAACUCCACCUGUAUGGUACAUCAAAGCUGCGUCAAAUCGUCCAACAAGCUGUCGAAUACUGACGCGGUAUCGCCUGGACAGGAAGCUCUGGAGUCGGAGUUGGACAGGGGUACCAACAAUAAAGGGAGAUCUGGAAAGGAUCUAAGUCACUUGAUAUCGAAGUUGUCCUUUCCCGACGAUAAAGAUAGAUCAAAGGAGGAAGGAGGCAUUUUGGAUUGGUUCAGCAAGGUCCCUGGCCGAGUUCUCGGGGUUACGCCAAACAACGGUUACGUGGAAAAUAAGGUGAAAGCUACGAAUAUGAAGAGUCAGGAGCAACAACAUGGGAACGAAGUGAGAUUUAAAAAUUGCAACUUGGAGCUAAGCCAGCAGGAAGUCGACGAGGUCUUGGCCGUUUUGAGGGCCAGGACACCGUCUGAACGCAAAAGGACAAGCGUGAGGACGAUGAAGAGACGAGAGAGGUUGGAUAAGGCGAUCGAAGAUGGAACAGACAAGUCGGUAGGCAAGUACGGGAAUUUGGAGAGCAACGAGUGCUCGACAAAUAACAUGGUGAAUCGCACGAGGUCCUGCGAAGGUUGUAAUCACAAGUUGUGUAGGAAAAAUGACCAACAAGCUUUAGAGAAAACCAAUUACGGUGAAAUCUAUGGCAAUAAGAACAUUUAUAAUCCUCAGAAACGCGAGAAACUCGAUAGCAAUGGAUCGAACGAAGAUUUACAGGCGAUGAAACGCAAUAACUCCGAGAAACGGACGAACGACACCGUGGACUGUUUGCAAAACGUCUCGAACAAAGCAGACAUACUAUUGGGAGCAAUUUUACGAACUAGCAAAGACCGAGGGAACCAAUCGGAAAUUUCCAAUGGGACCAAAUCGAGGUCCGUGUUGCCAACGAUCGCCAACGAAACGGAAAGCAAGGCCUGCGAGAAACUAUAUCAGGAACAGAAAACUGUGCCAUUGGAGGACGAGAAGUCUCUGCCUAUGGCGUUCAACAAGAGAUUUAAUCGGUUCCGACAGCUUUUCAAAAAGGAGCAAGAGAAGAAGAUAAGUUUGGCGUCAGAGGAUAAUUCGCAGGACGUGAUCCAACAGACAGGUCAACGUUCGUACUCGUACAACAACGUCCAGCCCAGCCUGCACGAUCCAAAGAACUUCAGGGAUAGCAAAGCCAAGAGAAGAAUAGACUUCUCGAACUUUGCCGAAGAAACGGAGAAGCGUGACGCGUGCCCCGAUCCUUUAGAGCUUAGUACAAAUGGCGCACAUCAAAACUCACGAAUCUAUAGUACAAAUUACAAGGAGGAUAGCUGCGACUACGACGAAGUCGAGACGUCCAAGUGGCAAAACAGACUGCAUAGUACAAACGGAGAAGAUAGCGUAACCGAGCACGAAGAGGAGGAAGAUGAUACUGUAUCGAAGCUUUGCAAAGAUUCUGUUUCGAACGUCGGGAAGAAGAUUCGAAACCACGGUCUCGGCAAGGACAACGCUGUUACAGAGGAAGACGAAACAGUGGACAAAGCGGUACCAACCGCGAUCGAGCAAGAAAGAUUUCGGCGGUCUUUGGAGAACGCAGCUUCGAUGGUGUUCCACAGUAGAACUGGCCUGCCCUUAACAUCCAGUCCAGCCCCGUUGAGAAGAGGCAGCUGUUGCUUCGAUUACGAUAGCAGUUUGAAUUCCGUCUCCUCGAAAAGAAGUGCUCUGUUUGAACUGAACACUCCGCCAAGUCCAGGUGCAGUGUCCUUAGAGGAAACUGACAGGGAGACCGAGAAUGCCGGCGAAGGAGAGGAGACACCAAAAAGACGCUCGACUUCUCGCAGCAGACCUCAGAGUCAUGCCCUUCUAGGCAGCUUCGAGGAAUCGGCUUUAAACGGUAGACUCGAGCCCGUGUCCACCGUUCAUGGUUUCACGGCUGAGUUGGGUGCCAGCGGUUCGUUCUGUCCGAAACAUCGAAAGCUUCCAGUCACUGUGUUCUUCUAUACGCUCGGUGACAAUGAUAAAGUUUCUACGCCCUAUCUCGCACAUAUUAAUUUGGGCAAAAAGGGCUACCAAGUACCAAGAAGCGGUACUAUUCAAGUAACGCUUCUCAAUCCUUUGGGUACUGUCGUUAAGAUGUUCGUAGUACUAUACGAUCUUUCUGAUAUGCCACCACGAUCUCAUACUUUUUUACGUCAGAGAACACUGCGGGACAAAACACUACGCUACCUCGUACAUCUUAGAUUUAUGUCCGGUAAGUCUGGCCGGAUUUAUUUGCAUACGGACAUUCGUAUGAUCAUUUGUCGCAAGUCCGACGUUGACACUGCGUCGGAUUUCGGGUCAGAGCCACCAAAGGAACUACGAAGCUACAUUCAUGGCCCUACCAACCCGAAAUUUUCGCCAAGGUGCUGAGCCACGUGGCUCUUUCCAUGGGGUUGCUGUCAGUCACUCCGCUCGCCUAGUCCCCUUCACGCAGAGGUUUAACCAGAGACCAGUUUUUUGAGAAUUCCAGAUAGAUUUUCAGGGACGAUGUAUCAUUUUUUAAGGAACAGUGUGGCCAUUAAUCGUUAGAAUUAACGACAUUCUUUGGGAUUCGACAUUACAAGAAAAAAAAAAAAAGAAAAGAAAAAGGAAAAAAAACACAAAAAAAUAUAAUGUAAUUCAGAGAAGAAGAGAAAGACAAAAUCUCUCGAGGCGCCACUUCCAAGAAAGACUUCUGGGUCUUCGAUAAAGGAACCUUUCUCCGUUGAGGAAUGAUCGCGAAUGGAAUUCGAUGAUAAAACCUUUGUAGAAAUGGUCUUCACGAGGGGAGGAAAGAAGGUUGUAAAAAGAAAUGGUUGAGCCGAAAACGAUUUUUGUAGUACAGUAAGACCAUUUUUCGCAAAAAAAAGAACAUAUAUUGGAAAUCCUUAUCGAGGUAAUCAUAUUUUGAGAUGAUUUUCGCAAUGAAAAUGACAUGGGAAUUUAAGUGUUUGGAAGGUGGAAAUUUUUGGGAGGAAGUUUCAGGAGAAAAGAUUGUUUUUCUUGGACGAAAUAUUUCAGAUGAGUAAGGAGAAAGGCAUACUAAGGGGAAUAUUGUAAGCCGCUUCAGUAAGAAACAUUCUUAUUGUUUAUCUCCAAUUUAUUUUCUUUCUUCUCGAUUUAUCGGUAAUGUUAUUUUUAACGCGAAAACAACGCGUGCAUUAAACGUUAGCUUGCGAAGGUUUCUUUGAUUUUAGUUUCGUUGUUUGGAUCGAAAUUUUUAGUUUUGUCCGAAGUUUGUAGUUCUACGAUGAAUUCGAUUCGUACGCACGAGAAGCGUCUUUGGAUUUCUGGCGAAGAUUGUCGCUUUGAAUUUUUGUCUUUCAUAUUAGUUGCGAAUGAACGUUCGUUCUAAUCACGUUCUUUCUAAUGGAAACGAACAUAGUUUCUAGCUACGCGAGUUCGUCGAUUUAAUUAGAAGCUAGACGAUCUCCUUGGAAGGCCAUCUCCUCAAUUUAUUGUUGUAAAUAUAAGUCAUAUGUAAAGUCGAAUAAGAAUUUUUUAAACGGGAUGAUACUGUCAUGUGUGUGUAGCACUCUACGUUUAAAAGGAAAAAGAAAAAAAAAAAGAAAAAAUGGAAGAUGAAAUAAGUGAUACGAGCAUAGAAAAUAUCAAGAAUCGGGUCUCUCGUUGACAUUAAUGGAAUCCUCAAACUAUUGUACAAAAGAUGAACAGAGAAAUAUGUGAUCUAGAAAAUCGUUUAAAGUGUAAUUUAAAUAGAUGCCAUUUAUCGAUUCGUUGAUAUUUUCAGAAGAAAAUUGAAAGACGGUUGAAAUCGUCGUUUAUUUUAUUAAAAAAAAAAAAGCAAGAAAGAAAAAGAAAGAGAAAGUGAGAUAGAGGGAGCGAGAUAAAGGAAAAUCUAAGAACACGCUUUCGUGUGAAGUAUGUAAUGUAGCUUGCGAUCAACGAGUGGCUGGAUUACGCGACUUUUCCUGCUCGAAGAAAAAGAAUCAUUAUUUACACGUAUAAACAGAACACAAUUUUGUGUCCGUAGCACUGUGAUGAAUAUUUUGAUAGACUAUAAAGAAUAAUUAUUAUAAAGUAUCUAUUUGAGUAGUGCAUAUGUCCUAGAUUAAUUAAUAAUUGUACUAAUGUCGUACGAGGAAUGUAACCGAGCGUAAUUACUAACCGUAAAAAAAUUACACAUACCUUUCGCAAUCACAAGGCGCUCAUUAUUGUCUCCGUAUUAAAUGACAGUUCGUUUCCCUUAUUUUUCUACGUGCACGAGAAAAGAACAUCGAGGAAAAGAAAAAUAAUUUAGAACGGAACUAUCCGCAUUCGCACGAAGGCUAUACGAAUUUCACCUGAAGGAUCGCUAGAUCGUUUCAUCGCAGAAUUCUUGUAAUUCGAUAAUUGUUAAGACUCGUCAGUGUCACAAGCAAUUUCCGUGGGAUUAAACAACGGUCACAUCCUUUCAGACUUGUUCUCGACCAAAUUUCAUAUUCGGAUAGAAGUUGUCAAUUCAGGUGAACUUCCGAGGACUUGUUGCGUUCGCUUUUGAUGAAAUCACCAUCGGAUUAGUUUGACAAGGUGGAGAGAUGCGUAGACGUAAUAAACAGGCGCAUUUUGUGAUUUGUCAGAGAAAUUUGUCUUUCUAACGUUGACAAAGCAUGGCAAGUACGUUCUAUAAGUAGGCCGACAAGUAUGUACGUUUACGUUGAUCCUCGCCGAAUAACAUUUCGCUUGAUUCGUACGAAGUAUAGUUGAAAUCAGUCGGAACAUUAAAUUUCAAUGGUCGACGCAGGAAGGUUUGCGAACCGAGGAGUAGGAGGUUCUUUAUAGACUCGAAUCAAGCAGUUUUAAAGUCGCAAAAUUUUUGGUAGCACGUGUAUUGUACGGCAAGGAAAUAUAGAGUGUGUAAUCACUGCCAUGCUGUAUAUACAUUGUAGCAUAGAUGAAUCGUUGAAAAACACUUUAAGGAAGUUUUAGCAAUAGUUGUUUGCCUGAUCGAGAGAUCCCAUUUGACCAGGUGCAGGAGAACGAAAGCGGAAUCCGUCGAAAAACUUCUGAAUCAUGCGUAAACUCGUUUUGUUCUCUAUUAUUUUUCCUCGCGAAAUUAUUACCACCGUCUACGCGACGAACGUGUCAAAAUUUUGUGAAGAAUCUUCAACACCUUUUACCGAUUGAUUGCGAAUGGAUAUUUUUCGACUGGAUCUCGCUCGUGGAAGGAUCAGUAGGACGAAGUGUACAUUCUUCGUCGUGAAUUCUAAUGGAAUAUUUUCCCAGAUCACUGAAAAGUCGCUUGAUAGCUUUAAAAGGAAAUCUCCACGAUGCGUGUAAUUAAUUUUCAUACGACAGAAAUCGAACGAAGAUACGUGCAAUUCAUUAGUGUACCUUUUUGGAAAUUCGUGCAGACACGAGAAUACGAGAUUGUAUUUUUUGGAAUCUACAAUCGAGAGACAACUUGUACACAAACUUGUAGGACACGCACUAAGAACUUUAUUAUUGUGAUAAACUUUUAUCGGAAUAUCGGUCCGUAAAUUACUUCAAAGUCGAACGCAUUCUCUUGUCGCUGAAAAAGGGGAACGAGUUAAGUCGACGGUGCCAAACAUGAGAACAAAAGUAAACGAGAGAGAAGGGCUUUUGAACGCGCUCAACGACGCAAACGUUUCGAAUCCGUUCCACAAUAGCUUCGAUCACUAAUUCCAGCUAAUCGAUUUUAUUUCUCGCUUGUAAAUCGUUUAUCUUAGAACUCUAUCCGUAAUUUAUUUCCAGUUCUUCCCGAUCUUUCUGUUCGACGUGUUUUAAUUUUUGUUUUUACUCGAUUGCGACCAUAAAGCGUUUUUUAUUCGUGACAAUUUAUCUUUUCCUUUAUCGUUACGCUGUUGCUGGUUUAAAAGGUUUAAUAAUCAAACGUUGAACCGGUUAAAACCCGAUUUGUAAAUUAUCAUCGAUUGUACGGUUCCUCGAAGAUUGGAAAAGAAUGGGCGCCGACCGAUCAAUGAUAAUUGCGAGCGAGCUUUACUUGUCAAUGCUAAUUUGUAGAACGUUCUGUUGAGUCACCUGAAUACAUUGAUGGAUGCCAGACAUGUACAUAGGGUAGCGUUAUUUUAUAAAUGAAAAUUAUUGUUAUUAAUAAGAUGUACUUUUUAUUAUUUUUAGCGAGAGAAGCGUGCGGUAAGAGAGAAACAUUUGUCGAGAGCGAACUCACACUUAUGGUACGCAUGGCCAAACGUAAUAAAACUACAGCAAUGCAUUACAACAUCUGUUCUGUGUGUUUACUCGUUAAUCUAGUCGAUACUGUCGAAACCUUGCGCUUCAUCCGUCUCAAACCGAAUCAAAUUCUUCGGGUCCGUUCAUGCAUAGCUAAUUGACAUUUAAAAGCAAUCCCGAUGAACUGUAAAAGAAAACAGGCAAUUUUUUAUCUCGUAAUAUGUUUAUUUACAAUGUUUUACAAGUGUUCACUCGCGUUUAACCACACGAAUAUCUCUACAGUCUGUUAAUACAGCUAGAGUCUGUCAUCUAGACAGACAUACUUUCAAGUGCGCUAAAAACGUAAAAUUAUAUACACGGGAGAACGUGUAGAGCACACUCUCAACUAUACCGUGAAACUUUUUCACGGGUCGAAUUUUAUGUAAAAUCAUUUGCAGAAGUGACAUUGCUUCCUCUCGAUAUCAGAGACGAUUCAUGCAAUUUUACGUUACGGUGCAUCGCCUUUCAGGAACAGAUUGCGACCCUUUAGAUUCGUUCUCUUUGUGAUAUAGGCAAUCUCGUUUAACGUUGGAAAUGAUGGUAAAUUAUAGAAAAUCGUAGAAAACGUGCAGGAUACGUACGUAAAUUAUGCAAUCUCUUUAUUAUAACCCUAACGGAGUAAAGACUCAAAAAUUGUUCAGUACUCUAAGGUACGCGGGUUGUGCCUGUUUCUUUGUGAAAACUAAAUGUCAUCGUGCUCUACUCGUAACAAAUACAUAAAAAUUUUAUUACGUAAUUUUGAAUAAAGUAUACAAGAGUGACGUCCGUUUCGUAUUUAAAAAAAAAAAAAAGAACGCAAAGAUAAGAGAAGAAAAGAGAUACAUGAACGCGACGAUGUUGCAUCAUCUUGAUUUUCUUCGAGUUCCUUCUGGCUGAAUUUGACACGUUGAUUGGGAGAAAAUGCACGUGAAAUAUCUUAGAAUAUAAACGGGAUAAGUACGAAAAUCGUGGUCUUCGGGAAGAACGAAAUUUAUCGUGUACAAAACUUUGUUUUCGCUUAGCCUUAUAAAAAUUCAUUGAAAAGUUGGGGCACCUGAAGUGUCCUGUAAGAAAUCUUUUGCUUGUUCACGGUAUACAAAAUACUUUCCCGGGGAUGAAGUAAAUAUCAAUAUCGUUAUUCUUUCUUCAGCCAGUCCCUCCUGACUCGCAUGUCAUUUUGUCUAGCUCACGCGCCUAAGUAAUCAUUAAAUUAUCAAUAUUUUCUUCUUUCCAUUCCUCUUCUUUUUCUUUGCACAGUUAAAGUUGGCAAACGCGCACAGCGUUGCAUAUCAAUAGGUUAAAAAUUUGUCUAGCUAUAUUU